Molecule: messenger RNA, 1152 nt
Organism: Cooperia oncophora
Lineage: Eukaryota; Metazoa; Nematoda; Chromadorea; Rhabditida; Trichostrongylidae
Source: the annotation of a GenBank genome assembly
AUGGAAGCUCCAACCGGCACGACGAUCGCACCAGAAACAGCCGUAGGAACGACUGCAACAACUACCAGCAAGCGACCUGUUCCGCCCAAGCUGCCAAAGCCUUCAGUGAAUCCAGCAGAGCCACCAGCUGGCAAGCCAACAGCACCGGCGACAGGAAAUUCGCGUAAGAGACCAUCCAUUUCUGAGCAUGAGAACACGGACGCACCAGUCAGUAAGAGAGGACGGGCAUCCGGAACGCUGCUGAAAGAGCUCCUUCAAGAAGGGAGCAAGAUCCUCAGACUCGCAGCAUCGAAAGCAGAUGAAUUUGCACCAGCGGUGACAUCGCAUGUGGAAGGACUCGAGAAGAUGGAGAAGAUAGAGAAAAAGCUGAAAGAUCUAGAGGAAAAAUUGAAGGAUAUGCACGGCAAGCUCGACAAGAGUGUUACAGCAGAUGAUAUCACGGAAAACCAUUGCGCACUCGGAGUGAGACUCGAUGAGUUGCUGUCGAACGUCAGGGAGAUCAACGAGAAGCUGGAGUUGCCCGACAUUAAAAAAAUUGCGUUCGAGAUGAAUCUCAUGAACGUCCGUAUGACUGAGCUGGAAAAGCACCUAACUCCAGUCUCUUCGCGCGCAACAGACGCCCCGGUGGAGCUCACUCCCAGCAGGAGUGAAGCAACACAUGUAUGCGACGACAACAUUCAACGCGAGAGCAAGCCCAGCGACUCGCCGCAUCGGGACGAUUCUCAUCCUCAUGAAGAUGUGCGUCGAACUCAGCAGUCGAGGAACUCGCACCGGAGUCCACCGCCGAGAGAUUCGCGCCGUACUCCACCCUCAAGGAAUUCACGUCGCACUCCACCACCGAGAGACUCACGUCGCACUCCACCACCGAGAGACUCACGUCGUACUCCACCUCCACGAGACUCACGUCGUACUCCACCUCCACGAGACUCACGUCGUACUCCACCUCCACGAGACUCACACCGUACUCCACCAUCGAGCAACAGUCGCCACGUGCUGCAUCCUCGAGACCCACGCCGUACCUCCCCGACAAGGGAGUCGCGCAGAAGCCGAUAUCCCGAGAACUCUCACCGUAGCAGACACGAGGACGGAAGCCGCGCAAGACGUGCAAGGGACACUGACAGGCGCGACAAGGCCAAGGAGGGACGGGAUUAA